Messenger RNA from Xylona heveae TC161, 1517 nucleotides. RefSeq names its product kinase-like protein. NCBI's taxonomy places the organism in Eukaryota, Fungi, Ascomycota, Xylonomycetes, Xylonales, Xylonaceae. Gene Ontology annotation, molecular function: ATP binding; protein kinase activity. The coding region runs from base 162 to 1517 and encodes 451 amino acids. The transcript is spliced from 5 exons. The record is from RefSeq and is a predicted model, not a curated record. Gene Ontology annotation, biological process: protein phosphorylation; spliceosomal complex assembly; regulation of mRNA processing.
GAGCUUGGUCGCCAUCACUACUAAAAGAUAUCACUUUCAAGAGAAUGUUGUAGGGGCAUGUUUAUUUGAAGCUGUCCACGCAAAAGAUAUUACAAUACUUCAUAAAAAAUAGACUUGAUAAUAUUAAUUAGUACCUACUCCUCGUCAUCCAGUACAGCACCAUGGAGAAAAGGCGGCUGUUCUACCCCCUGACAAACAAAUCCCAUCUAUUAUUUCCUUCCCAUUUCCAUUCCCAUUUCCAUUCCCCAAGGCUCUCAUUUUCCCUGCAUACCGCCUCUUCUACUACUCGUACAAACUUCAGAAAGCGUGGUCUCGCUCAUGCCCGCUCUCCCUCAGAACCACGCAUCUUUCCUAGUUUAGGAUGGGACAGCAUCGACCCUUCGUUACUGGUUGAAGAGGAAGCAAUUCCAACCUACAGAGCCGAAAAGUUCUACCCGGCUCGCAUCGGUGAGGUAUUCAACCACCGGUAUCAAGUAGUCGGCAAGUUGGGUUAUGGAUCCAGCGCGACAGUGUGGCUAUGUCGUGACCUUUUUGACCAUCGUCAUGUAGCAUUAAAAAUCUACACAGCGUCGUCAACAUCAGGAACCCGCGAGGUUGAAAUUUACAAUCAUCUAAAAAGACUCCAGUCCGACCAUGCGGGCCAGUCCUGCCUUCGAUGGUUGAUCGAGGUCUUUCAGACCCAGAGCCCAGAUGGACAUAAUGUUCAUACUUGCCUAGUGCAUCCGCCUCUUGGGAUCAGCCUCGAUCAACUCACCCCGCUGCUCCCAGAUGGGGUCAUGAGUAGCGAAAUUGUGAGAACUACGAUGCGGAAUAUCCUUGCCGCGCUGGAUUUCCUCCACACGGAAGCACAUGUUAUACAUACCGAUCUCCAACCAAACAACAUCCUCCUGGGCAUCAGAGACAACUCAAUUUUAUCCAGAUUCGAAAAAGCAGAAUUUGAAGCGCCUGUGCCGCGUAAGACGCUCGAGGAUCGUACCAUUUACCUCUCACGACCGCUGCCCAUCUCCUUUGGCACGCCCGUUCUCUGUGAUUUGGGCGAGGCUCGCCUGGGCACCGACGGCCAACAGGGCGAUAUCAUGCCCGAUAUCUACCGGGCGCCAGAGGUCAUCUUGGACAUGAGCUGGGACUACAAAGUUGACAUUUGGAAUGUUGGGAUGGUGAUCUGGGAUCUGUUUGAGCAUCGACACCUUUUUCGGGCUCGCAAUCCCGAACAUAAGCUGGACGAUGGAUACCAUCUCGCUGAGAUACAGGCAGUCCUGGGAAGCCCGCCACCUCCUGACUUUUUGGCUCGGAGCAAAAGGAGCCUCCAGUUUUGGGAUAAAAAUGGUACAUGGAAAGGCACGGCGCCUAUACCAGACCACUGUGAUCUCGACGCUCUGGAAGAGCGACUCAAGGGUGAUGAAAAGGCCGACUUUCUACGUUUUCUCCGACGAAUGCUAUGCUGGCGACCAGAAGAAAGAGCCAAUGCAAAGGAGCUUCUCUUUGAUCCUUGGCUGAUGCGGGGUCUUCUAAAAUGA